Molecule: messenger RNA, 4163 nt
Organism: Blastomyces gilchristii SLH14081
Lineage: Eukaryota; Fungi; Ascomycota; Eurotiomycetes; Onygenales; Ajellomycetaceae
Product: salicylate hydroxylase, variant
Exons: 5
Coding region: 2714-3826 (370 amino acids)
Biological process (GO): secondary metabolite biosynthetic process
Molecular function (GO): monooxygenase activity; FAD binding
Source: RefSeq, a predicted model, not a curated record
CAGAAAUGUAUACAAUCUCCCCCAUCCCGACAAUCCUGACCCAUCAUCUCAUCGCAGACCAACUUCGCUCCGGAGAACGCAUGUUUUGGCAUGGCAUCCAUUCCCGCAUUUAGCAAUUUAUUCUGCGAAAGAGGCGCGCUUUUUGAACGUCUGAAGUGAAGCCAGCCGCUUCUCUGAGCAAGCAGCUCCAAAUCUCUCUCUAGUUCGAUUAUGGAAAACAAAAACAAGGGAAGAAACCAGUGCACCAGCAGAGGUCAAUGCUUCCGAUGGGAUCCCCAUUUAUGAUAAAAAGUUAUAGCAAAUGCUCCUCUGUCUCAAAUCAGGCAUGUCUCAAGAGUGUUAGCUGGCUCAGGCCAUUUCAUCAUUCAAUAGCGCUUCCCAUGCUUACCUAUCAGUAAUCCCUAUGCCACAUCCCCCACGUGUCCUUAAACUCGCCCUUGCCGAAAAAGCACAGGAAAACAUCUCCAGUUUGGAUUGGAGUCUCAGCUCCUCCUGCACUUGUCACCUGUGGAACAGCAAUCCACACGCUCGCCAUACGCGCAACCAGCCGACACCAUGAUGUGGCGGGAACUGGUCAUUUUACAGCUGAGGCUGAGAUCAUCCCACAACCUGGGAACUCUCCUCCGCAAUAUACCCAGAUUGGGGCAAAAACUCAGCGACUGUAUAACGGUCGCAUAUGCUGCAGCUUUCAUCCGAGGAGAUCAGGGAAAUGAUUGGCCGUGUAUCAAUGAUGGUUCUAUAUUCCAUUCAUCAAUCGCCAUUUCGACUCUCCGGAUUGAUUGGCUGGAUGUUGUAAUGGGAUAUUUCAAAGCCCAAUUUGUGUAACUUGCGCAUCAUUUCUUCUCACGGUGGAAAGCCAAGAAGGCAUAGCCGUACGGAAUACAAUGAUAUAUGGAAUACAUGUACAUGGAUGUAUGUACUAAACGUUUCGUGUACCUAAUCGAUCUGUGCCAGGGCACAGCUAAUUUUUGGACAUGAGAUCCACAAUCUGAUAUCACCAUCACCAUACCAUACCUGUCUUCAGCUCACAUGAUUGACUUUGGAUGUCGCAUCAGGCAAAAAGCCGGUUUGAAUGCAUCAAAAUAUUUUUACUGCUUUUUAGGAGGAGUGUCGCCGGUAAAUAUUUUAAAUGUUUGAUAUUUUGGAAAUUUUUACCUAUUUUGCUUGGACCUGUCAGACGCACCCUGCAGAUGCAGGUUGACUUAAGGAUCACAGCCUGAUACAGGGAUAUCAGGUUGCAUGCCUACUACGCAGACGGGACUAACAACGGAUCCCACAUCUGAAUAUUCAGAUCGAAAAUGACAUUUUCCUUCCUUCACUUCAUUUCACUUUUUAUACCGUUCUUCUUGAUGACUAAUUCAUUCCUUUGUCACUCUGUCUCAUCAUAUCUUAUUUUCUUCAAAGGAAUUUCCUGCGUUUUUAAUAGCUUAGAAGAAUCCCAUACCGGACAUCAUGCCGAAGCACCUGGUGAGAUGACGUCUAUACAUGUACGGACCUUCUGAGCAGAGGGGAUCGGAUCCGAAGGCGACAGAAAAUAAAAUUACCGGCAGAGAGAAUGUCGAGUAAAGCCGUGUUUAUAUCGAAUAAUCUUGCCAGCGAGCAAUUGGUAGCUUGUCUUGCUCGUCCAUCCCUGGCAAACGGGGUUGAGGCUCCGCCAAGUAUUGAAGUUGAUUGGGAUGGAGAGGAGGGGAGUUGAGGUAGCUGGAUCAUUAUUUUCGGCAAAAUCACUUUGACCAGAGCAUCAAGGUCCUAGCGUUUCAAGUUUGUUAAGACUCUACUAGCUAGCAAAUGGUGAGUCCGGCAUCUACUUAUCUCUACUAUUGAAUCAUAGUGUUGUAACAGCGGGAUCACCGACAAGGAUUAAGGUGUGACUUUUGCCAAAAAAAAAUACGUGGAAAAUACGUGGGGCUUCUCCGUCGAUGAAUUAGUUUGGAAAACCAGCCCUCCCACGUUUCAUUUAUCGACGGAUACGAGUAAAGAGAUGCAGUCUGCGCAGAACCGGGAAAUGAUACCCUGCCGGAUCAGGAUCUUGGGAACCUAGCAGAACUAGGGCUAUUGGCUCGCCAGCAUCCGUCCACGAGGCCAAAAUGAAUAUCCGGGACGAAUUGAAUGAUUUCAAAAACAUCCCUGCUGGAGGAUCUGCUUUCGCGGAGCUACCGGGCAAGAAUGACUAUCUUUGCAUUUGGACAUGGGUGCGACGUGGCGCAUAGGGUGACAGAUAUGGAAUCCUGGGACGGACGAGCUGAGGGUGGGCAUGGGCCCAUUCCAAAACGCUGGGUAGGGUGGAUGUAACGUGGUUUUCUUUAUAUUCUAUAUAUACUGGCACCCAUUCCAAAAAGGGGCGGGCCGCAAUACUCGAGAUAUUGUCCCUGUCGACCAGCAUAACUUUGGUGGUCGGUAUCACGACUAUUUUCUACUCUUUAUACCCUUCCAAGUUGAAUUAGUCUCUGGGGUUAGAUGACGGAAUGGAGAUCCUCCAAGCCCGGCGGCCUCUAAGGGUGGUUGUUGUUGGAGCAGGUAUGCAAACUCGCAAUCGGUAGACGAUGGGGAGGGAUCAUAGGAAAACGAUAUUAACUUGUGGCCCGUCCCUUUUGAAGGCAUUGGAGGCCUCGCGACCGCGAUUUCUUUGGCAAUCCGGGGACACAGGAUUCUCAUACUCGAAUCUGCCCCCCAGAUUCGGGAGCUAGGCGCGGGAAUUCAGAUUUCCCCGAACAUGCGAAGCGUCCUUCGGCGUUUGGGAGUUGAGCCGGCGAUCAAAAAGACCAGCGUUGUCCUUGAGCGCAUCCAAGUCGUCCGAUGGCAGGAUGGACGAGUCCUGAACGAAACUGCCGUUAACCAUCAGUACGGCGAAGCUGCCGCCAUUCACCGUGGAGACCUCCAAAAAGCCCUCCUUGACAGAAUUUUGGAGCUAGAUAAUAUUCAAAUACGAGCGGGUGCCACCGUUACUGAUAUCGACUUCGAUCUUACAGCAGUUCACCUACAAUGCGGGAAGGCAGUAUAUGGUGAUGUAGUUAUUGCAGCUGAUGGUAUCAAAUCCACUGUCAGAAGGAAGAUGUUUCCAGGUAUCGGUCAUAGAGUACAGCCUAGUGGGGACGUAGCUUUCCGGAUCCUCAUACCACGUGAGAAAAUGCUGGAGGAUGAAGAGACUGCGAAGUUAAUAAACAAACCACAGGCAGUGCGAUGGGUUGGUCCGCACCGGCAUGUCAUCGGCUACCCGAUACGGAACCACCAGCUGUAUAACUCUGUCUUCGUCCAUCCUGACAACGGGCCAACUGGCGAGUCCUGGACUAUCCCCGGGACAAGAGAGGAGAUUAUGGAGGCGUUUGGUGGGUGGGAUCCCCGACUUUCAAAGCUAGUUGCGUCGUCCACGAGUGUGUUAAAGUCAAGACUCUGUUUGCAUCCGCGAUUGCAAACGUGGGUAAAAGGCUCCUGCGCCCUGGUUGGGGAUGCAUGUCAUCCUAUGCUACCUUACAUAGCACAAGGUGCCGCUCAAGCCCUUGAGGAUGCAGCCGCUCUUGGGGUGGUAUUAUCCCAAAUAGAGACGGCGAAAGACGUCCCAUUUGCACUGUACGUUUAUGAGAAGUGUCGAAAAGCCCGCGCAGAACGAAUCCAGCAAUCUGGCACCGAUAUUCGAAUCGAACUGCAUCUUCCUGACGGGCCAGAGCAAGUCAAGAGGGAUGAGCGGUUUGCAGCUGCAAUGAAGGGCGCCAAGAAUCCCGAUACGUGGAACGACAGGGAGACACAGAGAGCAAUCUGGGGCUAUGAUGCGGAAGAGGCAGCGAGGAAGUGUUGGUCUUCCUCACGGGGUAUAAAAGGGGCCAUCUAAGAAGGACACUGUCCAAGCCCAUUUCCAAUACUGUGUAGCAUUGCUAACUCGGCUGAACUGAUGAUAGAAUUCACAAGAAGAAAGGGGUGGGGUGGAUAGCGUAGUUGGUGAAAGCGCUGUCCAUGGAGGGCUCAUGGGAAGUAGGAACUGACUAUAGGGGAUGAUCCUUCUUAGACAUCAGGGUUGCAAGGUUCAAAUCCUGUCUCUAUCACAAAAUGAUUUUAUCAUAAUCUAUUGAUUACAUUCACAAUCUGAGAUCAGUUCUUGACUAUAGAGAGUUAAUCAAUAGAUUAGAAGAAAAUGAUUUUCACUAUAUAAAUAAUUUGCGGAGCGAAGC